UUUUACGUUGUGACAGGGAACACCGCGCCGCUAGGCAUAGAAUAUUACCAUACAUACGAAGCGCUUCACCUGACAAGAGUCCUGCCUUCUUCAUAAUCGGACUACAGGUGACAGGUGAAUAUAUUCAAGUGUCUGUUCCUAUCCAACGUCCAAAGAGAUCGGUCGGGCUAGUGUGGACCUAAGAUUUUAUAUGUAUAUAUAUAAACACACACAUAUAUAUAUAGAUAUAUAGCUUAGGUCUUUUCUUUUCUUUGUUGGCCUUUGUGAAUAAAGGAAUGAAGCCGGGAGAUAUAUCGAGCCAAUGACUAUUGUUUAACCGUGAACUAACUAAUGCACAUUUUGAACUUUCACUGAACAAAAUAUUUCGAUAAUGAAAAUUGUUCUUAAACUUGCUGUACUGUGUGGAAUUUACACUGUUGUAGAGCUGUUAAAUCCAUGCGUGGAAUGUCAAAACGACCAAACCUGUAAAGCUCCAGACUGCUUCUGUUGUCGAGAUGAACUUAACCUCCCUAUUCCAUUAAAGGACACACCACAAAUUGUGUUUUUCACUUUUGAUGACGCCUUAACUGAUGCAGCCUCGAAAUUUUACAGAAAGCUUUUCAACGAAACGCGACUGAAUCCAAAUGAAUGUCCCAUAUCGAUGACCCUAUUCAUUUCACAUCAAGACACCAUCUAUCGAAAUGUAAAUGAUUUCUACAGAAGGGGCAUGGAGAUUGCUUCUCACAGUGUGACACACAGACAUAUGUCAACAUCAAAUUUUCUGGAAGAAGCAAAGAAACAAAAGAGAAACCUGGCCAAGUUGGGCGGUGUACCAGAAGAGGAGAUCGUUGGAUGGAGAAGCCCGUUUCUGGAACCCGUUGGAGAUAUGCAACCUGAAAAACUCAAAGAGUUGGGGUACUUGUAUGAUGCUACUCUUACUUACAGUAAACGAAAGUUGACCGAUAAAGCACCAACACCUUUCACACUUGAUUUUGGCUGGCCCUACGACUGUAAAGUCAAACCCUGUCCUAAAAGGCGCCAUUUAGGAUUCUGGGAAGUACCGGUCGUGUCUUUGUUGGACUACAAACAUUUGUAUGAUUGUGUUUACGUUGAUGGAUGUAAUAAUCCACCACCGAACGAACCUUCCGCUUACCAAUUUCUCAUGGAUAAUUUCAACAGUUACUAUACAACAUCAAGAAUUCCUUUUGGAAUCAACAUGCACUCGUCCUGGUUUUACAUUGCAGAUAGAUUGAACGCCAUGGACAGAUUCAUCAACACACUGCUUAAAAUGGACGACGUCUACAUUGUGUCUGUUGACAAAACAAUCAGAUGGCUUCAAAAUCCAACCCCGCUGAGCGAAUUACACUCUUUUAAACCAUGGAAAUGUGAUCACUUGAAGGAUAGACAUCAAGCACACACGAUGACAAGAAACGGCAGGCAUAACAUGAGAUUAUCACCAGCUGAAACACAGCGGUGGUACAUCCAACAGCGUCUGCGACAAAUUGAAGAAAUGCGACGAGAAAUUGAACUAAAAAAGCAAAGAGAAUUACAAUUACUACAAAGACAAUCUAAUUUUGUUAACAGAGCGUGGUGGUCGCCUCCACAGAGACACCAAAACAAUAUUCAAAGUCCUUACACAAAAGAAAUCCCAAAUGCACAAGCUCUUGCGAUCCCAGCGCAGAAAACAGCACAGGAACCAACCAAGACGGAGAAAACCGUUUCAACAAGGGCAACUGGGAUCUCGGCGAUUGCCUGAGGCAGCUUUCCAGAGUAACUCCCCUUGGUGGAAUAAACCUAUACCUUAUGUACAUGAUUUUAAGUAUAUGGUUGCUUAUUCAGUUACAACGAAGCCGCCAUCCAUAACAUCACCAAAGGCAACAUCAACGGCAUCUCCAACAACUACACACAAACCAACUCCACCAAGAAUCAGAGCAGGAACUGAUUUACUUACAGAAAAGCAGAUCCUAGAACAGCAACGCAGACACCGAUUCAUUCUGGAACAACAGAGGAUAAGGGAAGAGAUGCAGCUUCAGCAACAGAAACAAGAGCUAAGAAAAAACGAAGAAGAGUCGUUUCUAAAACAACAGAAAACAUCAAGAAAUAUACCUCUCUUAGCUUGGAAGGAAUUCAUUCCCUCGUCUUCUAAACACCGAUGAUUAGAAUGAAGAUUAAUCUUGUUUCCUGCAUAAUUCAUAGAGGAUAUAUACAGGUGAUCAACCUCAAGUGCUUUCAUAGUCAAGUUGAAUCGUGUGUAUGUUAGUAAGUGCCUUGUCAGCUGCUAUAACAUUCUAAGUGACAUACACUGAGUUUAUGUGAUUGGUUAGAGAUUCCAGACACUCUACACUGUUCUAUGUAGUUGAUAGUAACUGUUUUCAUUUACAAAUGGUAUAUGUGAAUGUGAAUAUUUUGUACCUUUUUGGUGUACAAUUUCAGUAUGAAUAUUUUGAUCAUUCUGUUUUGGCAGAAUUUAAUUGAUUAUUGAUUGUCAUUUAUAUAAUAAGAGCUGAAGUCCUGUAAAAUGAUGAAUAGUAUCAUUGGAAUACCUUCAAAGCAAGCGCUGCUAGUGUAGCGAGCUCAAAAGAUUAGGACAGGAAAAAUUGGACUAAACACAUACAUCCGAUGACCUUUUAACAUAAAAAAAAUCGUAUAAUCCUAAUGACCGUCCUUUUUUUUUUUUUUUUUAUCUCGCCGAGUCACAUCUCGUUGAACCGAGAUUAUGAACUGAAGUAGACUUUCACAAUUUCAUCCUAGUGUGGUGGUCCCCUGCACAAUGCGGACUGGUAUGCCAUAUUAACCUUACUGCAUAACAAAAUGUAAUAUGGAUCAUAGCUGGGGCAAAACGAUAAAUGCAACGUCAUGGUCUGGGCCUAUGUGGUGACGUCAUAAAACAAAUGUUGCAGUGGCGGAUCUAUAAUUCCUUGGUAUACCAGGUGAUGUGAAACAUGAUGACAACCCCUUUAAUUGUCUUAGGGUUAGUUUAACAAGGCAUGCACGCACGCCUUAAAAAUAUGCCAGUUUACUUAGUUACUAUGACAGAGAAAUUGUACUUAGUUUAUGAAAAGAUGUAAUUUUAAGCUUGACAUUAAAUGAUCGUGAUCAGCUUGAUUACUCAUGUGUUUCUGAAUGAAUCUCAAUGUAUAGUUACCGAUCAGAAAAAUAGGCGAUCGGAAUGUUUAACAUGAAGCAAUCUUGAAUGUAUAUUUAUAUACAAAAUGCCAUCGCUGAAAUACUUAAUCAGUGUGUUAACGAUAAUGAUUCUGUACACUAGGAUGUGGUUCUAAUUUGCUCAAAACAAAAAUCAAUGAUGACAUAAAAUCUAAGGAUUUCUAUGAAGAAUUUUUAUCCUAAUUUGCGAUCUUCAUUACAAAACAUUCGUUUUUGUGGGGUUUUUUUCUUUUCAAACAACAUUUAAUGUUUGAGGCUAUGUCAGGCGCGCAUAAUUAUGAAGGUAGGGAGACCAAUGGUCAGACCCCCCGACUCGGCUUGGUAGAAAAUAUAGAUAUACUUGAAAUGUGAAAUAUGUGCCAAAUUAGAAUUUUUUAUGUUUUGAAUUGGUUUCAAUUGUGGGUGUUUGAAUACUGAGCAGAUGACGGAUUGUAAUAGUGCCAAACUUCUAUUUACAGAAAUUGUACUAAUAAAAUAUUAUAACACCCCUGAA
Messenger RNA from Ostrea edulis (European flat oyster), 3637 nucleotides. Its product is annotated as chitin deacetylase 7-like. Gene Ontology annotation, molecular function: hydrolase activity, acting on carbon-nitrogen (but not peptide) bonds. Bases 371 to 1735 code for a protein of 454 amino acids. The transcript is spliced from 2 exons. Lineage: Eukaryota; Metazoa; Mollusca; Bivalvia; Ostreida; Ostreidae. The record is from RefSeq and is a predicted model, not a curated record. Gene Ontology annotation, biological process: carbohydrate metabolic process.